This is a messenger RNA of Coregonus clupeaformis (lake whitefish), 1025 nucleotides long. RefSeq lists its product as uncharacterized. The transcript is spliced from 2 exons. The record is from RefSeq and is a predicted model, not a curated record. NCBI's taxonomy places the organism in Eukaryota, Metazoa, Chordata, Actinopteri, Salmoniformes, Salmonidae. Gene Ontology annotation, cellular component: cytoplasm. Bases 283 to 939 code for a protein of 218 amino acids.
UAUGUCUUACCAUGAGAAUGGACCUAUCGUCUUACCUUACGAUAUAGAAUAGCAUGAUUACAAGAAUGUGGGAUUCUGUGUACAGCACUUUAAAAUGAAAGUGAAUGUGAUCUCUAAAGCAAACGGGAUAUUGUUUGAAGAAAUUCUAUUGGGUAUGAUGUCCAUGGAUGCCACACAAGGAAGCAGAGUUGACCUGAAAAAUCGAAAGUGAAACUAUCUGAGAAACACUGUCAAAACAUUGGAGGCAGAACAAGUAGGUUAAUUACGAGAGAAAGCAGAGCCAUGCCAGCGAAGUCGGUGCAGUUCAGCGGUUGGGAGGCUGUGGUUGAGAAGCAGAGUGUCCUGAAACCUGGUCAGGCACCGCGGGGCAGACAAGGCUACACCAUGUACCAUGGAACCCACCGUGACAGAGCCCGAGCCAUCAUCACAGGGGGGUUCCAACCCUCGGCGGGGGGCACGUUGGGCCCGGGGGUCUACUGCAGCCGGGACAUAGCCAAGGCACAGGGCUACCCCAGUGGUUGCCCCUCUGUGGAACACGUGGUACUGCAGCUGAAGGUCCGGGUGGGCCGCGUGAAGAAGAUGGAUGGGCAGAAUGUAGCAAUGUGGCACUCGUGGCAACAGAGCGGCUACGAUACGGCCUGGCUGCCCUCCACCGUCAAUGGGCGUGAGGAGGACUGCGUGAAAGACCCCAAGCGGGUGGCGGUGAAUGGCAUCGCGCACUGUGGCGACCCAGCCACGAAGCACGCCCUCGAGAAGCUCAUCAGUCAGCAGAGACAGGGGGCGGAGUCAAGUGGGCGGGGACACGAGCAGGGGAUUGUGGCCGGGUGUAAGCGGUGCAAGAAGCAGACACCGAUUGGCCACUCUCUGGAGGUGUGUUGGGGGUGUGGCGCCACAGUAUGCCCGUUUAUGGACAAACAUGUCUGCAAAAAGAGCAGUUGAAAGUGACAGCUUCUAAAUACUGGAGACUUUAUGAUGAUGACAUUACUGGUUCGUUCGACAAUAAAAAAGGUUUGUGUGGAAUUAAA